This is a messenger RNA of Euleptes europaea (tarantolino), 1796 nucleotides long. It is a transcript of the gene ORC2, whose product is annotated as origin recognition complex subunit 2. Gene Ontology annotation, cellular component: nuclear origin of replication recognition complex; nucleus. Gene Ontology annotation, biological process: DNA replication. The record is from RefSeq and is a predicted model, not a curated record. The transcript is spliced from 17 exons. Gene Ontology annotation, molecular function: DNA replication origin binding. The coding region runs from base 37 to 1752 and encodes 571 amino acids. Lineage: Eukaryota; Metazoa; Chordata; Lepidosauria; Squamata; Sphaerodactylidae.
GCGCCCUUCCGGCUCCGCAGUCGCAGACGUCUUGCUAUGAGUAAGCCAGACAUAAGGAAGAAUCAGGUCCCCAAGGUCAGAUUUGUGCCAGAUGAAGAUGUUCUGCAGCACAUUUCUGAGAAUGCUGGUCCUAAGGUUCAGAAGAACAAAGUUCCACCUGUGCUUGAUGUAAAAAGAUGGGUGAAGGAAACAGAAGGCAGCUUUGAUGAGGAGACUGAGGACAUUUUUGAACAGCAGGACUACUUGUCUGUUCUAGGGACAGGCAUCAAAGGUUCUCUGAAAAAUGGUUCUGGUGCAGGUGGUAGCGAUGUCUUCUCAUUCCAAACUCCAAACCGUUCCAAAAAGAUGGCAGAGAUGGCCUCUGAGCUAGCUCACAGGUCAGGCAAGAAUGUGAAACAUGACAUACCAAAGAAAGCGGAGAAGAGAGAAAGCUCUCCUAAAAGCACCAAGAAGCCCUCUGCAUCAAGCAAAGGCGAGGUGAGUAGCAAUUUUAAAAAGAGUGAGCUUGCGUCAAAAAGAGCGUACGGAUUCCGGAAAAGAAUCAUAGCCCUGAACAAGUGCUCUGAUAGCGAAAGUGAUUAUUCCAGUUCGGACUCUGAAAAGGAUAGUGAUGACAGUUGCCAAGAAAUCGUUGAUGAAGAUGUUCAGCAGCAAACACCAGCCAUGCCCCAAACAACGACUUCAGCUAGCGAUAAACCACCAGUAAAGAAGCUGAAGAAAGACAUUUCUAGCAAUUUGGUGGAAGAGUAUUUUGAAGCGCAUAGCAGCUCCAAAGUCAUAACCUCUGACCGAACACUGCAGAAGCUGCAGAAAGGAAAACUGGAUCAGGAGACUCUGCAGAACGUCUUGAAUAAAGUGCCAGUUGUUUUUGCUGCCGAACGUGAAGAGUUAAACAAGCAACAUGAAUCCCUCUUUUACAAAUGGAUGUUACAGUUGCACUUGGGAUUCAAUAUUGUGCUUUAUGGGCUAGGUUCAAAGAAAAACCUUCUGGAGAAUUUCCGUGUAUCUUUUCUUCAGGAUUCGGUUCAUCUUGUUGUGAAUGGGUUCUUCCCCAGCAUCACUGUGAAAUCGAUUCUGAAUUCCAUCACGGAAGAGGUGCUGGAUCACAUCGGCACUUUUCGCAACCCCCAGGAUCAGUUGGAUUUGAUUGUGAAAAGAUUUAAAGAAGAUCCUUCCUUGGAGCUCUACCUGCUCAUCCAUAACCUGGACAGCCAGAUGCUGAGAGGAGACAAAAGCCAACAGAUUCUGGGCCAGCUGGCGUCCCUUCCCAACGUCUACCUCUUAGCUUCCAUCGAUCACAUCAACGCUCCACUCAUGUGGGAUCAGGCAAAACAAAGCCUAUAUAAUUGGUUAUGGUAUGAAACGACCACCUACAGCCCUUAUAUCGAAGAAACAUCCUAUGAGAACUCAAUGUUGAUAAAGCAGUCCGGGUCUUUGGCUCUGAGUUCUCUCACGCAUGUCCUUCGCAGUCUCACUCCUAACGCAAGGGGUAUUUUCAGGCUUCUGGUGCAGCAUCAGCUGGAGAAUAAAGAUAACUCCUCGUACCCAGGGCUUCCCUUCCAAGAUUUCUACCAGCAGUGUCGAGAGGCCUUCUUGGUCAACAGUGACCUAACUCUCAGGGCUCAGCUUACAGAAUUCAGGGAUCAUAAACUCAUUCGGACCAAAAGGGGUGCUGAUGGGGUAGAAUAUUUAUUAAUUCCUGUGGAUACUGGGACCUUGGAAGACUUUUUACAAAAAGAUAGUGAACUCUGAAAUCUCUUCUAUCCUGUUACGAGCUGCCCUCGAAGACUGCCGGA